AUGCGGGGGGACCUGCUGACGAAGAUGCGGAAGCUGGUGAAGGGCCUCGCCAGGCCCGAGCCCAGGGCACCGCCAGUGACAUUUCCUCGCCCAGAUGGGAAGAUCAAGAAAAUCGAGUUUCCUGAGGAUGUGUAUGUUAGGAAGUUCAACAAAAAACAUCCAGAUUCGCUCUACCAUGAUGCAAUCAAGAUAAGUGGAUUUGAUCCACCACCAGCUCGAGUUUUUGCUUGGCGUGUCCUGGAGCUGAAAGAGCAAGGAGUCGGUGAAGAUGAUGCGAUGGCUGUAGCAGAUAUGGAGUAUCGGACACAGAAGAAAGCAAAGAAGAAAGCAUACAAGGAACUGAAAGAAAUCGCCCGCAGUGAAGGAAAGAAGCCACCUCCAAAUCCAUACCCAAGUGCCAUAAAAGAAAUACAAGCAGAGGAAAAGAAAUAUGUUAUGGAUCGUUUAUUUAACCCGAAGCUAAUUGAGAUUGCGAACAAGAUGAAAGAGGAGAGAGACAAGUUGCAUCAAGAUAGAACAGCAGGUCAAUGGUAG
Miscanthus lutarioriparius is the source of this 534-nucleotide messenger RNA. Lineage: Eukaryota; Viridiplantae; Streptophyta; Magnoliopsida; Poales; Poaceae. The record is from the annotation of a GenBank genome assembly.